CAGAGCUGCGCGGAGCGCGCGGGACCCCGGCCGCUGCCGCCGCCCCCGCACGCCGCGCCCGCGCCCGCAGCGCCGCCGACUCCUGCAUGACGGUCACCAAGAUGUCCUGGCGUCCGCAAUACCGCAGUUCCAAAUUCCGAAACGUCUACGGGAAGGUGGCCAAUCGGGAGCACUGCUUUGACGGGGUCCCCAUCACCAAGAAUGUGCACGACAACCACUUCUGCGCUGUCAAUGCCCGCUUCCUGGCCAUCGUCACCGAGAGUGCAGGAGGCGGCUCCUUCCUCGUCAUCCCCCUGGAGCAGACAGGCAGGAUCGAGCCCAACUACCCCAAGGUGUGUGGUCACCAAGGUCAUGUGCUAGACAUCAAGUGGAACCCCUUCAUCGACAACAUCAUUGCCUCCUGCUCAGAGGACACGUCGGUGAGGAUCUGGGAGAUCCCUGAGGGCGGGCUGAAGCGGAACAUGACAGUGGCGCUGCUGGAGCUGCACGGGCACAGCCGGCGUGUGGGGCUUGUCGAGUGGCACCCCACUACCAACAACAUCCUACUCAGCGCAGGCUACGACUACAAGGUCCUCAUCUGGAACCUGGACGUGGGUGAGCCAGUGAAGAUGAUUGACUGUCACUCAGACGUGAUCCUCUGCAUGUCCUUCAACACAGACGGCAGCCUGCUCACCACGACCUGCAAGGAUAAGAAGCUUCGCGUGAUCGAGCCCCGCUCCGGUCGUGUUCUGCAGGAGGCAAACUGCAAAAACCACAGGGUGAACCGGGUAGUGUACCUGGGAAACAUGAAGCGACUGCUCACCACGGGGGUCUCCAGGUGGAACACCCGGCAGAUCGCCCUCUGGGACCAGGAGGACCUGUCCAUGCCUCUGAUUGAGGAAGAGAUUGACGGGCUCUCUGGCCUCCUGUUCCCUUUCUACGAUGCUGACACCCACAUGCUCUACCUGGCUGGAAAGGGGGACGGAAACAUCAGGUACUACGAGGUCAGCACAGAGAAGCCCUACCUGAGUUACCUCAUGGAGUUCCGCUCCCCGGCCCCACAGAAAGGCCUAGGGGUCAUGCCCAAGCACGGGCUGGAUGUGUCGGCCUGCGAGGUGUUCCGCUUCUACAAGCUGGUGACUCUGAAGGGCCUGAUCGAGCCUAUCUCCAUGAUUGUGCCCAGGAGGUCGGACUCCUACCAGGAAGACAUCUACCCAAUGACACCCGGCACGGAGCCAGCUCUGACCCCGGACGAAUGGCUGGGAGGCAUCAACCGGGACCCCGUGCUGAUGUCCUUGAAGGAAGGCUAUAAGAAGUCCUCGAAAGUGGUGUUUAAGGCUCCCAUCAGGGAAAAGAAGAGCAUUGUGGUCAAUGGAAUAGAUUUGUUAGAAAACGUCCCACCCAGGACAGAGAACGAGCUCCUGCGAAUGUUCUUCAGGCAGCAGGACGAGAUCCGGCGGCUGAAAGAAGAGCUGAUCCAGAAGGACAUCCGCCUUCGGCAGCUGCAGCUGGAGCUGAACAACCUGCGCAACAGCUCCAAGAACUGCUAGCCCUCCCUGGCCGCUUCGGAUGCCCCUGACCCAGUGACCACAGAGACACAGCCAGGACUGCAACUGGGGGCCACCUCAAGAACUGGAAGCCGACCCUUGACCUCCUGACCUCACGCUCAUACCAGUCCCCAGCCCCUUCCCUGCCAUCCCAGCCAGACUUCCCCCGACCCUGGAUGGGGAGCAGGGUCCCAGCUGACGAGGAAGUUGAGCUUUGCCCACAGAGGGGCUGCAGGACCUGUCCAUCCUAGAACCCCAGGCCAGAGCCCUGCCUCUUCCCAUCUGCUCUUCUUCCCCUC
This is a messenger RNA of Castor canadensis (American beaver), 1825 nucleotides long. RefSeq names its product coronin 2B (gene Coro2b). NCBI's taxonomy places the organism in Eukaryota, Metazoa, Chordata, Mammalia, Rodentia, Castoridae. The record is from RefSeq and is a predicted model, not a curated record. Gene Ontology annotation, molecular function: actin filament binding.